Messenger RNA from Fulvia fulva, 462 nucleotides. RefSeq names its product Ecp20-3. Bases 1 to 462 code for a protein of 153 amino acids. The record is from RefSeq and is a predicted model, not a curated record. The transcript has a single exon. NCBI's taxonomy places the organism in Eukaryota, Fungi, Ascomycota, Dothideomycetes, Mycosphaerellales, Mycosphaerellaceae.
AUGCUCGCCUCAAGCCUCCUCACCCUCGCGGCCGCGACUCUCGCCACCGCCCUCCCAGCCGGCGUCGAGCCAGCAGCAGCACCCGGCCAAUUCGAAGUCACCAACUUCGUCUUCGGCUGCACCGUCGGCUGCGACUGGUACCUCGACAUCGCCGUGCACCCAGACAUUGCCGGCACCCACCCAAGCGUACCGAACGGCGUGCACUGCGAGGGCAACCUCGACGACAACAAGUCCUUCAAGGAGUGCGCACACGUCAGCAACGGCUCGAAACUCUACGCUUUCAUUAGCAAGGACGACAACCUCCUCCAGCUCCGAUAUGAGGUUACCGAUGUGGCUACCUCGACUGUCUACAACUACUACGGCGAGAAGGCUGUUUACGCUGCCACGAGCGAUUACGCGGACCUCCAGACACCCGAGUUCAAUGUUACGGAGAUUUCGGGAACCAAGAGCAAGAGUGCUUGA